AUGAUGAAAAAAGAAGAAGGUCAAUUUAAUAUAUGGACAUUACUUCUUAACUUGGAAGAAACACUUGAAAAGAUUGAACAAUCCAAUUUACCACCAGAAGAGAAGAAAGUUGUUCAACGACUUCUCCUUGUUCCAGUCGGUUUCUACCAAAAAAUUUUAAGAUUAUUACGAUGUUUAUUGAGAGAAGGACCUUUCAAAGAGAAUCAACUCCUUAUGGAUAUCACAGAGCAAUUACGUAUAUUUGUUCUGGAUGCUCAAAGUAAAAAUGAUGACGCAGAAAAUAAAUAUGGAAUUAAAGAAAGUGGUGGAUUCGGUGAUGAUCAUAUUGUUCUCGAAGGCGAACCGCAAAAAUACCCAAUGGGUUUAACGCGUAUUCACGUUCGUCCUUCUGUUAGAAAAAGAUAUGAAGCAAGAUCACUCCCAUCAACUCCUGCAGGCUCACCCGCACCUUCUCCUAAAGGAACACCAAAAACCUCUCCUUCACAGAUGAGAAGAAGACCACUUCCUCAACUCCCAGAGGGAGCUGUUGGAGGAAGACCAAGAACACCAAGCCCACAUGGCGAUGAUACUUAUGAAGCUGUUGGUGGAGGGGAAUCGCCUUAUCAAUUGGCCGGAAGACCCAGAAGUGGGAGAAGAAGAAGUAGAAGUACCAGCCCAAAAAGAUCAGAUACUUAUCAGUUGGCUGGAAGACCUUCUCCUAAGGAAGAAGGUGUUGAUCCUUAUUCACUUGUGGGUCAACCUGGAACAAGACCUGGAACUCCCCCUCUUGAAACUGUUUAUACUUUACAAGGACAACCAAAACCAGUAGAUACAACUAAAGAAGAACAACCUGUUCCUCCUCCAAGAGCUCAAUCUCUUCCAUCACCACCUGUUUCCAGACCUCCAACUCCACCGCCCCCAGACUAUGAUACCUCGACCACUACAGUACAACAGAGACCAAAAUCUCCUACAACUGAAAAAGACUAA
This is a messenger RNA of Entamoeba invadens IP1, 966 nucleotides long. RefSeq lists its product as hypothetical. NCBI's taxonomy places the organism in Eukaryota, Evosea, Mastigamoebida, Endamoebidae. The transcript has a single exon. The coding region runs from base 1 to 966 and encodes 321 amino acids. The record is from RefSeq and is a predicted model, not a curated record.